GCAAAGUCAAAGCAGCAGCAUUAUAGGGGUGCACGGGAUGCCUGGCAUGGGGAAGACGAUGCUGGCCAAAGAAGUUAAAAGAAAAGCAGAGCAAGACAAGCUGUUCGAUGCGGUAGUUAUGGCUCUUGUUUCAAGGAAUGCAGACUCGAACAAGAUUCAAGUUGAAAUUGCCCGUGGCUUGGGUCUUGAUCAGCUUCCUAAUGGAAUUAGAACUCAGGAUGCUGCUGAACUUAUAAAAGCAAGGCUGAAGAAUAUGAAGAAGGUUUUAAUCAUUUUGGAUGAUAUUUGGGUGCCUGGAAUAAAUUUGGAGGAGCUUGGAAUUCCAGUUACAAACGAGCCAAAAACAAAAGAGGGGGGCUCGUCAAGAGAAGAAUUUGCAGAAUGCAAAAUUCUGCUGACAUCCAGAGAUUCUGAUGUUUUAUCAGAUCUGAUGGAUUGUCCACUGAACUUUUCACUUCAUCAAUUAAAAUCUGAAGAAGCAUGGGAGUUGCUUAAAAAGAUAGUUGGUGACAGAGCUGAGAGUAAGGAGCUACACAGUACGGCCAUUGAGAUUGUCCAGGAAUGUGGGGGCUUGCCUCUUGCAAUUACAACAAUUGCAAUUGCUUUGAAAAAUAAGAAGCCUUUUGAAUGGAGGGAUGCUUUGACAAAACUAAGAAAGCCCUCUUCAGAAAACUUUGAUGGCAUACCUGCAAAGGUUUAUUCUGCUAUUGAGGUCAGUUACUCUAGUUUGGAAAGGGAGAAGCUCAAGAAAACAUUUUUGCUUUGCUGCCUAAUGGGUCACAAGGCUUUAAUUCAAGACUUGUUGAAGUAUGGUGUGGGCUUAGGCUUAUUUGCUAACACCAUAGAGGAAGCACGAGAUGAAGUACUUACUUUGAUAAGGCAGCUCAGAGCCUCUUCUUUGCUCAUUGAUGAUUCUGACAAUAAACGUUUUGAUAUGCAUGACCUUAUUCAUGAUGUGGCUGUAUCAAUUACAAGUAGGGAUCGUCAUGGGUUGCUGCUAACCGGUGAUCAUGAACCGAGGGAGUGGUCAGACAUGGAGGCAAAGAAAGAUUUCAAAUGGAUUUGGCUGCAAAAGGCUAAUAUUAAUGAGCUUCCCGACGAGUUUGAAAGUCCUCAGCUUACUCUUUUUAGUUUGGUUAAUGAUGAUCGUUCUCUUAAAAUUCCAGCAGACUUUUUCAAGGGAAUGCAAAGACUCAAGGUAUUGGAUUUGACUCGCAUCCAUAUGUCAUCCCUGCCUUCAUCAAUUUGCCUCUUGCAGAACCUCCAUACAUUAUGUUUGCAUCACAGCGUGUUGGGGGACAUACGUAUUAUUGGAGAGCUGAAGAAUUUAGAAAUUCUUAGCCUUCCAUGGGCUGUUGUUGAAGAGCUUCCAAGAGAAAUUGGGCAGUUGACUCGGCUAAAGUUGUUAGAUUUGAGUAACUGUACCAAACUCCGAAUGAUUCCCCCACGCGUCUUCGCAAGUAUGUCCAGAUUAGAGGAACUGUUUCUGGGAAACAGCUUCGAUGGAUGGAAGGUUGAGGAAAAUGAAAAUCAAAGAAAUGCGGGCCUUGCUGAGUUGAAGCAUUUGAAGAAAUUGACUAAUUUAGAGGUAUGCAUUCCUGAUAUUCGGAUGAUCCCGAAAGAUUUGUUCUUUGAAAAUUUGAAAAUUUUCAAAAUAUUCAUUGGACGUAAGUGGGAAGGCCAGUAUAGCUCCUCUGGAAGCUCAAGAAUAUUGAAGUUGCAUUUAAAUGCAUCCAUUAAUUUUAACUACUUAGUUAAAAUGUUGUUGAAGGUGACUGAAGAGCUACAUCUAAGGAAGUUGGCAGGUGUAAAGAAUGUGGUUGAUGAGUUAAAUACUGAAGGUUUUCCGGAUUUGGAGAAUCUCUAUGUCCGUAAUGCUUCAGAGGUUCAACAUAUCAUUAAAUCAGCGGAGGGGGUUUCUUUCAAUGCAUUUCCCAGCUUGGAAGUAUUAUUUCUUCAGAAUUUGAUUAAUUUGGAGAAGAUAUUUCAAGGCCGGUUCAAAGACACAGCUUUUAACAAUUUAAGAAUUAUUACUAUUGAAUGUUGUGACAAGGUAAAGAAUUUGUUCUCUUCCUCUAUAGCCAGACAGCUUCUCCAUCUACAAGAAAUUUCAGUGACAGAUUGCAGCAAUAUGGAAGAGAUUGUUGAUGACAAAGAGCAAGGGAGUAGUAAUGAUAUUGUUGCAGCAACUGAACCAAAGUUCGGGGAAGUGCUACGGUCCUUGAGAUUGCAACGUCUACCAAAACUGAGUAGUCUCCACAAAAGUUGCAGGCAUUUGCCACUCUUCAAUGAACAGGCUUCAUUUCCCGACUUGAAAUGGUUGACUAUCACCCACUUGAAAAACUUGGAGAUGAUAUGGCACAGCAAGGUGCAUGCAGAUUCCUUUUUCAAACUGGAAUCAUUAACAGUUGAAAAUUGUGACAAGUUAUUGGCUGUUUUUGCUUCUACUGAGGUUGCAUUUCCCGACUUGGAACGGUUGACUAUCACCCACUUGAAAAACUUGGAGAUGAUAUGGCACAACAAAGUGCAUGCAGAUUCCUUUUGCAAACUGGAAUCAUUAACAGUUGAAAAUUGUGACAUGUUAUUGACUGUUUUUCCUUCUACUGAGGUUGUGUUACCAAGCCUAGAGGAGCUGCAAUUAUGCUGGAUGAAUGUUAACAUCAAAUGGCUCACUUCAAUAACAUCUUUUUGUGUCAAGAAAUUGAAAAAAUUGAUCAUUCAAGGCUUUGAUAAUUUGGAAUUUUUGUUCUCAUCUUGUGUGGCUAGAGGUCUGGUGAUGCUUGAACGACUUCAAAUAAGGGAAUGCAAGAGGAUGAGAGAGAUUAUUGUCACAGAGAAUGCAGAUGAAAAAGAGAAUUUGAUUUUUCCCCAAUUGAACCACCUAUCGAUAGAAGACCUUCAAAACCUUGUUGCGUUCUACUUAGGAAAUUGUAUUGUUGAAUUCCCAUCCGUGGAGGAUUUGAAAGUACUGAAUUGCCCUGAAUUGAAGGGAUUCACAGUUAAAUAUUUUGAAAGCACAAGUUGCAUAGUUGACAUGCAGACACUCUUCAACGAACAGGCUGCAUUUCCCAACUUGGAAAGGUUGAGUAUCACCCACUUGAAAAACUUGGAGAUGAUAUGGUACAACAAACUAUAUGCAAAUUCCUUUUGCAGACUAAUAUCAUUAAAAGUUGGAAAUUGUGAAAAGCUAUCAACUGUUUUUCCUUGUACUGAUAUAUUGGGAAAAGUCUUAAAAUCCCUAGAGGUGUUAUCUAUAUAUCGGUGUGGCUCACUCGAAGGGAUAUUUGAAAUUGCUGAGUUCAAUGUCAAACAAACACAUGCUAUCAUCCCUCAAUUGGAGAAACUAUCAUUAACAAGAGAUGAUAUUGCAAUGAUAUGUGAGCAUGAGUCUAAACAAGACAUCAUUUUCAAUGGCAAAGUUCUUCAAAUUCAAGACUAUCUUGAUGAUGAAUUAGAUGUUUUACCUGUUGGAUUCCUAAAAAGGUUCUGCCAUCUAGAAAAUCUCAUUGUGAGCUAUUGUAAUUUUAAAGAGUUGUUCCCUUCAAAAGGAGAAGUUGAAGAACAGGAGAAACACAUUGAGAUUGAGACAUUCUCAAGGAUUAAAACAUUAAAGCUGGAGCGCCUUCCAUAUCUCAGGCAUAUAUGGAGUCAUGACUCAUCAAGUGUCCUUCAAAAUCUUGAAACUCUUGAUAUAUUCAAAUGUGAUAGUUUGAUUAUAUUAUUAACUUCAAUUUCAUCUUUCCAGAAUCUCACCACUUUGAACGUAACAAGUUGCAACGGGAUAAUAAAUUUGGUUUCAGUCUCAACAGCGCAAAGUCUGGUGCAGCUAAAAGGCAUUACUGUAAAUAGCUGCCACAUGUUGACUGAAAUAGUUGGUAAUGAGGGAGUUGGAAUGCAAGAUUAUAUCGUGAUCACUUUUACUAAACUAAAAUUUUUGACACUUCAAUGGUUGCCAAGACUAGAAAGCUUUUGUUCAGAAAAUUUCACCUUCAAAUUCCCAUGUUUGGAAAAGGUAACCGUAUAUCAAUGCCCCAAGUUGAAGAUCUUUAGUGAGGGAGACCUAAAUACACCAUUGCUACAGAGAGUAUCAACUGAAAAAGGGGAAGAAGAGAACAAGUACCGUUGGGAAGGUGACCUUAAUACCACCAUAAAAAGAAUGUACAAGGAAGAGGUUGGAUUUGUUGGGUUACAAAUUUUGAUGCUAUCAGAUUUUCCUAAGUUCAUGGAAACAUGGCAUAUCAAGAAUCCUCAAGAACUCUUAGAUUUCAGACAGCUUCAAGUGCUUCAAAUUUAUAAUUGUAGCAAGUUCAGGUACCUCUUAAUCCAUUCCAUGGUCAUGGGCCUUGUGCAACUCUCGCAAUUAAUAGUAAAAAACUGUGGGACAAUGGAACAAGUGAUAAUGGGAGAAAGAGCAAAAAAUAAAAUGAAACUCCCACAUCUUUGGUUGAUCAAUCUAGAGUCUUGUUUAGAUUUGACAAGUUUUUAUGUAGGAAGUCAUGGUCUUGAGCUUCCAAGAUUAAGUAAUUUUAUUGUAAAGGACUGCCCAAAGAUGGUCACAUGUGCUGCUUCUACAUCCUUAGAAGAGCGCAACCAAGAGGAAUCUCAUUACCUCCUUAGCAGUAAGGUGGAGACUCCCAACUUGGAGUUUUUGAGUCUUUCUUCAAAUAACAUUCAACAAAUUUUGGACAAUUCAAUUCCAGGAAUCUCUUCUUAUGUCCAAAAUUUAAGAAAGUUGUGUGUGGAGGGUUGUGAUAAUUUGAAAAAUCUAUUGUCAUCCUCCAUGGUUAAGAGUUUUGAGCAAUUGAAUUGGCUUGAGAUUCGAGAUUGUAAUAUGAUGAAAGAGGUAAUACUUGCAGAAGAAUCAACGGAUGAGGAAAAGAUGUGCAAGAUUUUCUUCCCUAACAUGGAGUUCCUACUACUCCAAGACCUUCCAAAACUCACAAGAUUUUGUUCUGGAAAUUACUUGGAAUUACCAUGCCUUUGGAAACUUAAGAUAAGCAAGUGCCCUGUGCUGAAGACUUUCAUCUCUAGCUUUAUUUUUGGAGAUAUGAUAGCCAGUUCUGAAAAUGUCAAAAACACUUGUACACUUUCUCUCUUUGACGCAAAGGUGGCAUUCCCCAAAUUAGAGCGUUUGGUAAUUGAACAUGUGAAGAGCUUGAAUAAGAUAUGGAAUGACCAACUCGAAGUAAAUUCUUUUUGCCAACUAACUUUGGUGAGUGUGGUUUCAUGUGAAAAGUUAAAGAAUAUUUUCCCAUUUAGUAUGCUGGAAAGGCUUCGGAGACUAGCCAAUCUCCAAAUAUGGAACUGUGAUUCACUUGAAGAGAUACUUGAGUCUCAAGAACCUGGUGUCAGCCAAUCACAAGCUCAAAAGGCCACUCCAGUACCUUUGUUGGAAACGGUCACAUGCUUGGAGGAUGAUGUGAAGGAUGAGAUUUUCUUUAGCAAACUCAAGUAUUUGCAACUUUGUGGUUUGCCUAGACUUUCAAGUUUUUGCUCGAUUAAAUGCAAGUUUGAGUUCCCAUUUUUGGAAGAGGUGAUUUUGAUGGAUUGUCCCAGUAUGCAGACUUUCUCUAUGGAUGAAAUGAGAACGCCAAAACUGCAAAAAGUAAAAUUGACUAGAGAUGAAGAUGAAGGCUUUUGGGAUGGCAACCUAAACUUGACCAUACAACUACAUUUGAUGCAAAAGAGUCAGGGUGAUUCUGAAAAUUGAGAUCAAAGAAAUUGCGGCUUAUGUCCUUUCCAAGUGAAAUUUGAUGCUUGUUGCAGGUCUGAAUGGUGUACACGUAAGUUGGAUGUGAAGUUGUCACAUUGCUUGGUGCUGCUUGGUGCCUAGAAUGUUACCUCACUAACUAAAACCGAUCCCUUUUUUCUACCAGAAAAAAAAAAAAAAAAGGAAGACAGAUCUUUUCUAUUUCUUGUACACUUGUGCAACUUGUAUUAUGUAUUAUUAAAUUCAUGCAAAGCCUUUAAAUUCAUGUGUUGUUUUAUAGUAUUAAAGAGAGAGUAUCCUU
Messenger RNA from Rubroshorea leprosula, 6011 nucleotides. NCBI's taxonomy places the organism in Eukaryota, Viridiplantae, Streptophyta, Magnoliopsida, Malvales, Dipterocarpaceae. The record is from the annotation of a GenBank genome assembly.